AGAAAAAAAAAAAAGACUUAAAACACACACACACACGCACUGACCCACGAUUGUCAUAAACCAAAUAUUCCCUCACCUCUGCAAAACCCACAACACCCAAUCAACUUUAUCUAUGUUCCUUAUCAAUUGGCUUUACUCAAUCAACCACCACUUUGUUGAGAAGCAUUAAUCACAACGAAAAGGGCUGAUUUUGCUACAAAGAUUUCAUGGGUUUCUGCUCAAUGUUUUCUUGUGUUAAGGGUUCAGAUCGGAAAAAGCAAAGAAGAAAGGAGUCAACGUGGAGGAUUUAUUCACUGAAAGAAUUGCAAUUAGCCACAAAUAAUUUUAAUUAUGAUAACAAGCUUGGGGAAGGUGGAUUUGGCAGUGUUUAUUGGGGUCAACUCUGGGAUGGUUCUCAAAUAGCUGUAAAACGGUUGAAGUCGUGGAGUAACAAAGCGGAGACGGAAUUCUCCGUGGAAGUCCAGAUACUUGCUCGUGUGCGCCACAAGAAUCUGCUCGGCCUGCGUGGCUAUUGCGCAGAGGGGCAAGAACGUCUUAUCGUGUACGAUUACAUGGCUAAUCUGAGCUUGCAUUCGCAUCUUCACGGACAGCAUUCCGCUGAAUCUCAGCUCGACUGGACCAGGCGGAUGAACAUUGCUAUUGGCGCUGCCGAAGGCAUUGUAUAUCUACACCACCAAGCAACCCCACACAUAAUCCACCGCAACAUAAAAUCGAGCAACGUUUUGCUCGACGCCGAUUUCAAAGCCCAAGUUGCCGAUUUCGGAUUCGCGAAGCUCAUACCCGACGGCGCGACACAUGUCACCACGGGAGUGGAGGGCACCCAAAUCGGACAUCUCGCCACCCCCGAGAGCUGCGAUAUUUACAGUUUCGGUAUUCUCUUGCUCGAGCUCGUUAGUGGCAAGAAGCCAUUGGAGAAGCUAGUGGGUCCCACAACAACGGAUAAUAACAAGCGGUCGAUUGUGGAGUGGGCCCUACCUUUGGCCCGUGAGAAGAAGUUCGAUGAACUUGCGGACAAGAGAUUGAAUGGGAAGUAUGUUGAGGAAGAGGUGAAGAGGGUUGUGUUUGUGGGCUUGAUUUGCGCCCACGAACGGCCCGAAAAGAGGCCCGCGAUUCUUGAGGUGGUGGAAUUGUUGAGAGGGGUUGAUAAAGAGAAGUUUUCUUGUUUGGAAAGUGAUGAAAUGUUUAAGGAGAGUGUGGUUGCAGAAGAAGAAGAGGAGGAGGAAAUUGAAAAUGUUUAAAUUAUGGAUCUUUUUUGCAUCUAAUGUAAUAGUUGUGACAUGUAAUAUUUAAUUUUUCUCCUUUAAAGAAAAAAAAUAUAUUUUCUUUUGUAAAUAUUCUGUUUUUGAUUU
This is a messenger RNA of Erythranthe guttata (spotted monkey flower), 1349 nucleotides long. RefSeq names its product PTI1-like tyrosine-protein kinase At3g15890. The record is from RefSeq and is a predicted model, not a curated record. Gene Ontology annotation, molecular function: ATP binding; protein kinase activity. Gene Ontology annotation, biological process: protein phosphorylation. NCBI's taxonomy places the organism in Eukaryota, Viridiplantae, Streptophyta, Magnoliopsida, Lamiales, Phrymaceae.